Messenger RNA from Ramularia collo-cygni, 603 nucleotides. RefSeq lists its product as uncharacterized. The record is from RefSeq and is a predicted model, not a curated record. The coding region runs from base 1 to 603 and encodes 200 amino acids. NCBI's taxonomy places the organism in Eukaryota, Fungi, Ascomycota, Dothideomycetes, Mycosphaerellales, Mycosphaerellaceae. The transcript is spliced from 2 exons.
AUGACUACUCUUCCCGAACCGUUGUUGGCCGCCAAGGGCCAGUGUCGCAUCGCACACUACUCCGGUACAAUCCGCGCGGUCAACUACAAAUUCAUUUCCGUCGAAGACUCUACCUCAAGCGGCUAUUCAUCGAACACAUCCACACCAGACGAGUCACCCUCAGACGAGAACUCAACAAGUGACGACAUCCCAGCGUUGAUCUUGGAGAAGAGCUUUGAUUUCGAGUUACUCUCAAGUGAAGCCAUGUCGGAAGAUUACAGCACAGACGAGUACAGCACGGACGAGUACUCUUCAGACGAGGACCUUCUGUCGCUGCUUCCUGAUGAAGAUUCCGAGGACAUGCAAGACCAUCAGAUGUGGAGUCCAUCUCGCCGUCCACCCAAGCUCUGGGCUCCAGGUCAAGAGAAAUGGUUCACAGCACCGCUCCCGGACUCUCCUCCAACAUCCGACCCUACCCUGCACUCUAUGGAUUCCAGACUCCCGAGCACGACCACCAAUCAAGCAAACAAGACCAUACAACAAGAUCUCGCGCGCGUGCAUGCGGCGCUCAACAAGCAAGCUCCUAGCGACCCUCUUCCUCAGGACCCGCCCAACAGGAAAUAA